Molecule: messenger RNA, 2556 nt
Organism: Episyrphus balteatus (marmalade hoverfly)
Lineage: Eukaryota; Metazoa; Arthropoda; Insecta; Diptera; Syrphidae
Exons: 2
Coding region: 836-1921 (361 amino acids)
Source: RefSeq, a predicted model, not a curated record
AUUUGGCGUGGCGCAUGACCCUUUUUCAUUAAAUUAAUUAAUUUUUUGACAAGCAUACGGCAACUCAACUACGCUGGUACCUUUAUUAAAAAUACAUACAUAUUUAUCAUUAUCAUAUGCAUUGACUCAAAGCAGAAACAAAAAAUCAGAGUCUUUCAAACAGGGGAUGUACUACAAGGCGUUACCGAAAAAAUACCUAAUUUUUCGCGUUUAAAAAAGGUAUUUGUUUCCUGCAUUAACUGAUAUCAUAAAUAAUAUUAGAUGCAAACAAUAAAAUGACUUGACAAGUCAUGCACACCUAGAAUUGGUUGUCAAGUUAUUUUUUGUAUUGUUCUUUUGUUUGUUAUUUUAUAAAUACUAAAUUUCCCUUUAACAAAUGGCCCUUCAAGUUACAACGCCCUAACCAAAAACAUUAUAAUCCUCCACUGUUAAUAUCGAUUCAAACUGACAGCAACCAUGAACACAAUCCAAACUGAUACCUCUUUACCCAUACCUACAAGUAUAUUCUCUACUGGUGCUUACACACUCGUAUACCUACAUAACACUAGCAUACCCAUACAACAGACUGACAGUCAGGUUUUGGUGGUUGUUGUGUUAGUCAUAGCGAAUAGAUAUUGGGUUUGUUUUAGCAUGAGUUGAGUAUUUAUACCUGACUGUCACUCAAAUGACUGAAUGAAUGUUGGUAAAUUUCCUCGAAAGUAUUCAUGUAUGUGUAAGAAUGACGAUGUCGACUGAAGAGAAAUAAAAUUUUGUUCAAUCUUCACUCUUCAGUCAAAAAAGUUUCUCGUGCUAUUCAGUUGUGUGGUUGUGAUAAAUAUACAUUCGUUCGUUCAAAAUGAUGGAUGCAGGAAAACAAUUUCUAAAUGAAUUUAUCGAUUGUUACCAAGCGGGUCCAGCAUUAUGGGAUGCAACAAUUCCAGAAUAUACAUGUCGCCAAAAGAAAUUGAUAAUAUACAAUCAAUUACUUAGAAUAAUGAAAAAAUACAAAAAAGAUGCAAGUCUUCAGGAUGUUAAAAAGAAAAUCAAUACUUUGCGCAGCAACUAUAGAAGGGAAAUGAAAAGAGUACAAAGUUCAAUUGAAAUGCGUGAAUUUCCAGUUUAUGUACCGAAUUUGUGGUGGUUCGAGAAAUUUGAUUUUUUGAAAAAUUUAAAUCAAAACCCAACACAAGUUUACAGUAAUUAUAGUGUAAAACAUGAUGAAAUUUUUAUGGAUGAAACUGUGUUGAACGAAAUUGAAGAUGAUAUACACAGUGAUGAAUCGGAUACUCCCGAAAUGACCAUAAAAAUAGAAGAACCAAGUUUAGAAGAAACUUAUAUUAAACAAGAAGAAGACCAAAAGGAUAACAGUCAAACAGAAGAAACUUUUUUUAUGAAGCCAGAUUAUACAGUUCGCAAAAGACACGUGGAAGAAACUCUUAUUACGCCAGAAGAAAUUGCACCUGUACGACCCCCCAAAAUAAGAUGUAUCCAACCAAUGCCAAUGCAAAUCAGAAAUAACGAUGAUAAUUUGAGAACCAAUAAUAGUAGUUUACCGAACACAUCAUCAGAUAGUGGAGUCAGUGAUACUGUAGAUCACAUGUGCAAAGCAUGGGCAGGAGAUUUACGAGAAAUGGACAAACAUCAAAGGAUAAUUGCUGGUAGAGCAAUAAGUGAAAUAAUAUUUCAAGGACAACUUGGAGUUUUAACGUUAGAUUCAAUUCCACAAAUGCCUCGGAGUACCUCAUCAUCUUUGUCAACAUCAAAAAUUGCUACAAAGAGUAGUGAAUUUCGAAUUCAACCGGAGACUAGUUCAUCAAAGCCAAAAGUUGCUACCAAAUGUUAUUCAAAUCCGAGAAUAGUUUAUGGACGAACAAUAUCAAUUGAGGCAAAUAGAGCGAAAGAACAAUCAUAUUCAUUAAUAGCACCGGAUGACUUUUCUUAAAAUCAAUGAAAAACUAAGUUGUUACUAUUUUUAAAUUUAAAUUUGAUUAAACGUGCUGCCAAAAUAAAGUGAUUGUUUUUUAUUUUGUUUUAUAUGAUUGAUAUGGAAAAUAAUUUCUUUUAUUCACCAUUUAGUUUUAUAAGCAUACAAAUUAGGUCAGAGCCUGAGCCUUUAUUUCCCUUAAGCCCUGCUGCACACAUGUGUUUUUUUUUUGACGCCAAUUAAUUCUACUGGUAGAGCAAUAAGUGAAAUCAUACAAAAUUGCGGUAACGCUGCGUCAAUCUACUAAUCGUGCGGUGACGCUGCGGUGUUUUGGGAACCUGCGAAUCCUUUUUUCCCGGAGUGUCACAAUAUUUACCAUUAGAACGACGCGGCACAGCUUCAAGGAACUAGAUGUGUAUUAUUUCUGUUCCAGACUAAACCGUACACUGAGAAUAAGGAAUACAAAAGGACCUACUCAGAACUGAAGUGCACGCAAGUAAUUUUUGACAGGCGCAAGGUGAAGCCUUUUACGUAAAAACUCAUUUGCACGGAAAAUCUUGACGGGAAAUCAUGAAAUUUGGUGCAUCGAAGGGAAUAGAGAAUACGAAAAAGCUGCAAAAUUUUUAAAAUUCAAAAUGGCGGCUCCAAACAGA